AUGUUAUCGGAGUUAGUGAACUUUCUGAAGGCCUGCUUUCGGCCGGGUUUGGAUGGACAUGCGCGCACAUCGUCGGAUUCUGGAGUUCAAGCCAAUAACUUGCUGGAGGAUCAGAGUCAGAUUGAAUCGGGUAGUUUGAGCUUGAAUGAGUCGGGUCCUUAUGGAACCUUUGUUGGUGUCUAUGAUGGGCAUGGAGGGCCUGAGACGUCUCGGUUUAUCAACAAACACCUAUUUCAACAUCUCAAGAGGUUUACUACUGAGCAACAAUCAAUGUCGGUGGAUGUAAUUCGCAAGGCAUUCCAAGCAACAGAAGAGGGGUUUAUGUCACUAGUUACGCAACUGUGGCCUAUUUCACCGCAAAUUGCUGCAGUUGGAUCAUGUUGUCUUGUUGGUGUUAUUUGUAACGGAACCCUUUAUAUAGCAAAUCUCGGCGAUUCCAGGGCUGUUUUGGGAAGAACGGUUAAAGCAACUGGUGAAGUUUUAGCCACGCAAUUAUCAACAGAGCACAAUGCAUCCAUAGAGUCUAUAAGACAGGAGCUUCAUGCUUUGCACCCCGAUGAUUCGAAUAUUGUUGUCUUGAAGCAUAACGUAUGGCGUGUGAAGGGAAUUAUUCAAAUUUCUAGAUGUAUUGGUGAUGUAUAUUUGAAGAAAGCCGAGUUCAAUAGAGAACCAUUAUAUCCUAAGUUCCGACUUCACGAACCGUUCAAGAGGCCAAUACUGAGCUCAGAACCAUCAAUAUUAGUGCAUCAGCUGCAGCCUCAAGAUCAAUUUAUAAUAUUCGCAUCUGAUGGGCUCUGGGAACAUUUCAGCAACCAAGAAGCAGUUGAUAUAGUUCAAAACAAUCCUCACGCUGGGAUUGCAAGGAGGAUGGUGAAAACAGCGCUUAAAGCAGCAGCAAAGAAGAGAGAAAUGAGAUAUUCAGAUUUAAACAAAAUAGAUCGAGGAGUUCGUCGACAUUUCCAUGAUGAUAUCACUGUGAUAGUUGUAUUUCUUGACUCAAAUAUGAUGAGUAGGGCAAGCACUGUGAAGUUCCCUAGUAUUUCUGUUAAAGGUGGCGGUGUUAGCCUCCCUCACAACUCAUUAGCACCUUGUACUACUACAACAGAUAAUGGUAGAAGGUAA
Vicia faba (fava bean) is the source of this 1122-nucleotide messenger RNA. The record is from the annotation of a GenBank genome assembly. Lineage: Eukaryota; Viridiplantae; Streptophyta; Magnoliopsida; Fabales; Fabaceae.